This is a messenger RNA of Epinephelus lanceolatus (giant grouper), 2885 nucleotides long. RefSeq names its product broad substrate specificity ATP-binding cassette transporter ABCG2. The record is from RefSeq and is a predicted model, not a curated record. Gene Ontology annotation, cellular component: plasma membrane. Gene Ontology annotation, biological process: transmembrane transport. Lineage: Eukaryota; Metazoa; Chordata; Actinopteri; Perciformes; Serranidae. Gene Ontology annotation, molecular function: ABC-type transporter activity; riboflavin transmembrane transporter activity; efflux transmembrane transporter activity.
CUGCAGUCCGGUGCCUAAAAUCUAACACUUGCGCUGCUGCAUUUCUUUGAUGCAUUUCUGAGUUAAUUAAAACGUAACUGAUUUGGUGUUAAUUAUAUACGUCUUAUUUGUUCCAGAGAAGCAGCAAGAAGACAGAGCGGUGCUGGUUGUGACGCAGGCUUUUACUCCUUUUUACUGAAGUGACGGAUUGGAAACACGACUUCCAGCUGUGGAGAAGUGAAAGACAGAGAGUCUCACACACUCACUGCUGCCCUUCACCCCACUUCUCUUAUCAAGCCUUCAGUCAUAAAACAGGGCUGAACACACACGCACACACACUCACAGGGAGCACUGAACAAACUGCUCUCCCUGCAGUCAGUGUCCCGUGGUCUGGACCUCCGUCAGCAGCUCUUCUCACGGGGACUUUGUCACUUCAGCAGGUGAGCGAUGAACUCUUUCGCACUCUUGUUGUCACCUGUAUGAGGAUUAAUCUGCAGCAGGUUCAAGCACAGUGAGGAGGAGAGAGGUCGAGGAUGUCGGAGAGCAAAGUGACGAUAGAGUUUGGGCAGAAUGGAGCCUCAAAACACCAGUCUGCAGGUUUGGGCCAACAGCAGCAUGGCGCCACCGUCAGUUUUCACAACAUCAACUACAAGGUGACGCAGGGAGGAGGCUGCCUGUGUUGGAAGAAGGGUACGACCAAAGACAUCCUCAUUGAUCUCAAUGGGAUCAUGAAGCCGGGUCUGAACGCCAUCAUGGGAGCAACAGGAAGCGGCAAGUCGUCGUUUCUGGAUGUUUUGGCGGCCAGGAAGGAUCCUGCCGGUCUGUCAGGAGAGGUUUUGAUCAACGGAGCUCAUCAGCCUCCAAACUUCAAGUGUCUGUCUGGAUACGUGGUGCAGGACGACGUGGUGAUGGGAACGCUGACGGUCAGAGAGAACUUCACCUUCUCUGCAGCGCUGCGGCUCCCGACGAGCAUCUCUCAGGAGGAGAAAAAACAAAAAGUCGACAGACUGAUCCAGGAGCUGGGACUGGGCCGGGUGGCCGACUCAAGGGUGGGCACUCAGCUGAUUCGUGGGAUCUCCGGCGGCGAGAGGAAGAGGACGAACAUCGGCAUGGAGCUGAUCAUCGACCCGCCCGUCCUCUUCCUGGACGAACCGACCACCGGCCUCGACGCAAGCACUGCCAACUCUGUACUGCUGCUGCUCAAGAGGAUGGCAAACAGCGGUCGCACCAUCAUCCUGUCCAUCCACCAGCCUCGAUACUCCAUCUACCGCCUGUUCGACCGGCUCACCCUGCUGGUCAACGGCAAACAGGUUUACCACGGCCCGGCACAGAGCGCUCUAGAGUAUUUCUCAGACAUCGGAUACACCUGUGAGCCCCACAACAACCCUGCUGACUUCUUCCUGGACAUCAUUAACGGAGACUCAACCGCUGUCGCUCUCAGCAGCAUGGACAAUGAAGAUCCAGAUCCAGAGCCAGACUCAGACACGGUGUCGAUGUCCAGACGGGGGAUCGAGGACAAACUCGUAGAGGAAUACAGAAACUGUCACGACUACAAACAGACCAAAGCAGAGCUGGAAAGGAUCAUUCAGGGUAGGCAGAUCAUCACCACUGCUCCUUCCAGAACCAUCACCUACAACACCAGCUUCCUGACCCAGUUCAGAUGGGUUCUCAAGAGAACGUUCCGCAACCUCAUGCUCAACCCUCAGACCUCCAUCGCUCAGGUAGCAGUGACCUUGUUCCUCGCUCUGGUCGUAGGAGCUAUUUUCUUUGAUGUCAAGGAGGAUCCAAGUGGAAUACAGAACAGGUUUGGCGCUCUCUUCUUCAUCACUGUGAAUCAGUGUUUCAGCUCGCUGUCAUCUGCUGAACUCUUCAUCUCAGAGAGGAAACUCUUCAUUCACGAGUAUAUCAGCGGCUACUACCGGCUAUCUGUGUACUUCCUGUGUAAGAUCCUGUCUGACAUCAUCACGCUGAGGACCAUCCCCGCCAUAGUCUUCAGCUGCGUGGCGUACUUCAUGAUUGGUCUGAAGCCGACAGUUGAAGCGUUCUUCUUGUUCAUGUUCACUGUGGCUCUGGUUGCCUACACCGCCACCGCCAUGGCUCUGGCCAUCUCCGCCGACCAGACUGUGGUGGCCAUCGCCAACAUCUUCAUGACCAUCGCCUGCGUCUUCAUGAUGAUCUUUGCAGGUUUACUCGUGAAUCUUCCCUCAAUCGUCAACUGGCUCGCUUGGUUGAAGUACUUCAGUAUACCACGAUACGGCCUCAGUGCUCUGCAGAUUAAUGAGUUUAAAGGACUGAAGUUCUGUCACGUGUCGAAUUACACACCUGAGCGCGCGUGUACUGGGGAGGAAUUUCUGGAGGAGCAGGGUGUAGAUUUCUCCACCUGGGGCUUCUGGCAGAACCACAUGGCUCUGGGCAUCAUGACCAUCAGCUUCCUCACCAUCGCUUAUCUCAAACUGCGCUUCAUCAAGAAGUUCACCUAGACCUUCAUCACCAUCAUCAUCAUCAUCAUCGUCACUGUUGUAGUUUAACACAAGAAAGAAGUGCAGCUCAAGACUGUGUUCGUACAUCUCACAUUUUUUUGCAGAUGGUUUCUAUUUUUUUGUUUGUGUGUAUCAUCUGCAGUUGAUUCAUGUGAUAAAACAUGACACAGUAAUCCUCCAGAUCAAUACUGAUGAUUUGUUUGUCAUUUGUUGUUUACGGAGCUGUUAUGGCACAGAUUAAUUAAUUAUUUAUUUACUCCUUACUAACCCCAGAGCCCUUCAGUGUAGUAACUACUAAUAAACUGUAUCAUGAUUUUUGCACUUUAAAGUUCAGAGCCAAAAAAGUAAAAAAAAAUGUUCACACAAAUACAAGAAUAUUAUAUUUAUGAUUUUGUAAAAAAUAAAAUAGUGAAUUUGCAUUCUGAA